Camellia sinensis is the source of this 1938-nucleotide messenger RNA. Its product is annotated as Transducin/WD40 repeat-like superfamily protein. Gene Ontology annotation, cellular component: microtubule organizing center; MWP complex. The record is from RefSeq and is a predicted model, not a curated record. Gene Ontology annotation, biological process: microtubule anchoring at mitotic spindle pole body. Gene Ontology annotation, molecular function: protein binding. Lineage: Eukaryota; Viridiplantae; Streptophyta; Magnoliopsida; Ericales; Theaceae.
AUACUGUUAACCGCACAACCACAACCGUGGCUGCUGCUGCGCAUCUCCCCCAUCCCAACAGACAGAUAUUCCAUUCAAAAUUUGAACUCUCUAGUAUAAUACAAACUAAUAUAUGUUAUGCGGUAAGUAUUUAAAACUCCACAGUGCUGUUCAUCUUCUUCACAGAUCCAACAACGAUUCUCUCUCUCAGAUCUAAGCUCCUGGUUCAAUCUGGGUCAUUUUCCACUUAAUUAUCACAAUGUGUGCCAAAUUGAAGUUUAGGUCUCAAAUCUAACCUUCGAAGUGGGUCAGACCACUCUCAAUCGGCGACUGGACUGGUGUUCCACAGCCAUGGAUCUGGUUUCGUGAAAUUGAAGUCUCCUACUGACUGUUUGUUUCCCACGAAAAUUUUGCCUCUCUGAUGGAGUUUACCGAAUCUUUUAAGCAGACUGGUCCUUGUUGUUUCUCGCCCAAUUCUCGGUUUCUUGCCGUCGCCGUCGAUUAUCGCCUCGUGAUACGGGAUGUUCUGUCGCUCAAGGUUGUGCAGUUGUUCUCGUGUUUGGAUAAGAUAAGCUAUAUUGAGUGGGCACAAGAUUCUGAAUACAUACUCUGUGGUCUCUAUAAGAGACCAAUGAUACAGGCAUGGUCAUUGAAACAGCCUGAGUGGACGUGCAAGAUAGAUGAGGGUCCCGCUGGUAUUGCUUAUGCCAGGUGGAGCCCUGACAGCCGCCACAUACUUACAACGUCUGACUUCCAAUUGCGGCUAACAGUUUGGUCAUUGGUGAACACAGCUUGUAUACAUGUGCAAUGGCCAAAGCAUGCUUCUAAGGGGGUCUCUUUCACUCAAGAUGGGAAAUUCGCUGCAAUUUGCACAAGGCGUGAUUGCAAGGAUUAUGUUAAUCUUCUCUCUUGUCACACAUGGGAGAUAAUGGGUGUUUUUGCUGUUGACACAUUGGAUUUGGCUGAUAUUGAAUGGUCACCAGAUGAUAGUGCUAUAGUGAUUUGGGAUUCACCUCUUGAAUAUAAGGUUCUGAUUUACUCUCCAGAUGGGAGGUGCCUAUUCAAGUAUCAAGCAUAUGAAAGUGGACUUGGUGUAAAAAGUGUUUCAUGGUCUCCUUGUGGCCAAUUUCUGGCAGUGGGCAGUUAUGACCAGAUGUUACGGGUUUUAAAUCCCUUAACUUGGAAAGUAUUUGCUGAAUUCAUUCACCUAUCUACUGUUCGUGCUCCUUGUUGUGCUGCUGUCUUCACGGAGGUAGAUGAACCAUUGCAACUUGAUAUGUCUGAAUUAUGUUUGAGCGAUGAUUUUAUGCAAGGGAAUUCUGAAAAUCCUUCUGAAGGACACAUCCAAGUUAGGUAUGAUGUCAUGGAAUUGCCCAUUACCUUACCUUUUCAUAAGCCUCCAGCAGACAAACCAAACCCGAAACAAGGAAUUGGUCUCAUGUCGUGGAGCAACGAUAGUCAGUACAUUUGCACUCGCAACGAUAGCAUCCCCACCGUUCUCUGGAUAUGGGACAUGCGACUUCUUGAGCUCGCUGCCAUCUUGGUCCAAAAAGACCCCAUCCGAGCAGCAGUGUGGGACCCAUCGUCCACGCGACUCGUUUUGUGCACCGGAAGCUCUCACUUGUACAUGUGGACCCCAUCAGGUGCUUACUGUGUGAAUGUUCCGCUACCACAGUUUACGAUAAGUGAUCUGAAAUGGAAUUCAGAUGGUAGCUGUCUUCUCCUCAAGGAAAAGGAGUCAUUCUGUUGUGCUGCUGUUCCAAUACUUUCGGAAUCUAGUCAUGAUUAUAGUAGCUCAGAUGAUUGAAAGGAGGAAUGUAUUUUAAUUGUAGGCUAAGCUAGUUUGCAGAAAAAUGGAAAAAUAUACAGUAUUGCAGAUUGUUUUUGAUAUUUUAAGAAAGAGGUUCCUUGUAGAUCUCUCCUGUGGUGAGAAUUAUUAUUUGGCAGCUCAUUUUAUAA